AUGGAUGAUCACGAGUUCCAUUAUGUCCACAUGUUAGCUCGGGACUACUUGAAGCAUGUUCAACAGAUACCACAACUGGGAUCAUGUCUAAAUAAGACAUCUCAAAUACUACAAAAGGUUGCUUUCUCUGUCCAACAAGAAGUAGAAAAGGAUAUGGAAACAUGCUUGAGCACUUUGGACAUCGUUUCUGUUGAGUCUGCCAGAAGAAUUUUCAAUAGUGUUAUGGAGAAGGAAUUUGAGGAUGGCGUCAUUAACUGGGGACGGAUUGUCACCAUAUUUGCUUUUGGGGGAAUUCUCAUCAAGAAGCUUCUGACACAUAAAGCUCCACUGACUAUGGGCUCUCAGGAAGAAAUUUCUCAUUUUAUUGCUGAGUUCAUAAUGAACAAUAUAGCAGAGUGGAUAAGACAAAAUGGAGGAUGGGAAAAUGGCUUUGUAAAGAACUUUGAACCUAAUAUGAUGUGGCCGAACUUCACAGAUAUUUCAACAAAGAUCUGGGGCAUAUUUUCCUUUUUGAAGUAA
Gracilinanus agilis (Agile Gracile Mouse Opossum) is the source of this 519-nucleotide messenger RNA. RefSeq names its product BCL2 related protein A1 (gene BCL2A1). Gene Ontology annotation, cellular component: mitochondrial outer membrane. The record is from RefSeq and is a predicted model, not a curated record. Gene Ontology annotation, molecular function: protein homodimerization activity; protein heterodimerization activity; channel activity. Gene Ontology annotation, biological process: intrinsic apoptotic signaling pathway in response to DNA damage; extrinsic apoptotic signaling pathway in absence of ligand; release of cytochrome c from mitochondria. The transcript is spliced from 2 exons. The coding region runs from base 1 to 519 and encodes 172 amino acids. NCBI's taxonomy places the organism in Eukaryota, Metazoa, Chordata, Mammalia, Didelphimorphia, Didelphidae.